UGUUUGUGCCGAACCUUAUCGUGGACUUCUGGACGCUUUCGAUGGACACGCUGCUCGAGUCCUUAAUCAAGGGACCCGAUUUGGGGCCAUGCUGGACAUGCUGACGGACCGCUGCUCCACAAUGUGUCUGCUGGUCAACCUGGCCCUGCUGUACCCUCGCGCCACCCUUCUCUUCCAGCUCAGCAUGAGCUUGGAUGUGGCCAGCCACUGGCUACACCUCCACAGUUCUGUGGUCCGAGGCAGUGAAAGUCACAAGAUGAUUGACCUGUCUGGAAAUCCAGUGCGUCGCAUCUACUACACCUCCAGACCUGCUCUGUUUACCCUGUGUGCUGGAAAUGAGCUCUUCUACUGCCUCCUCUACCUGUUCAAUUUCUCCGAGGGACCUUUAGUUGGCUCUGUGGGUCUUUCCCGAAUGGGCCUCUGGAUCACCGCCCCUGUCGCCUUGCUCAAGUCCCUCAUCAGUGUCAUCCACCUGAUCACAGCUGCCCGCAACAUGGCUGCCCUGGACGCAGCAGAUCGUGCCAAGAAGAAGUGACCCUGGAACCUCCAGCCCCUGGCUGCCCACCUGCCAUGCAGCUCCCCUGUCCCUCCUAGGAGGUCCCAGGCUCACGUCUUCCCAAUGUGUUGUCCAACCUGCUAGGAAGAGGGCCAGCCUCUUUGGUGAUGUAAUCCUGGGGACCAGUCUCACCCCUGUGAUCUCCAGGGACCUGGACUUCAAAUCAGGAAGGAUGCUCAGGAGGCCCCACCCACACAGGCAGUGCUCCUGGGGCCCCAAGAGAGCUGUCAGAGGACUGGACACGGUCAUACCCAGUGGCUCAGCCUUAGCUUUUGGUCUGAGACCUUAGGGACACUUGAGUGAGGGAGGUGGGGUAAGGGCCAGGUUUUCCAAAAGGCGGAGAUUCAGGCCUCUGCCCCUGGCUAGACGAAGCCUGUGGGUACCAUGGCCGGGAGAGAAGGGGCCGUUGAGAUCCCCGUUGCAGUCUCCGCUGUCCUGUCUGUCCUGGCUCUGAAAGCCUUGAUAAUAAAGGCGGGAGUGCCACUGUCCUGGACUCGGUUUCCUUUGAGAUAGUCUUGGACUGGGGCCUGGGUUGAGGAGAGCUUGGAGGGACCACUUUCUGCCCAGUGGUUUACUUGCUGCCACGUUCCUGUCAUUCCUCAGUGAACUCAGAGCCCCUCCCUGCCAUCCAAGCGCAUUGCAGGUCCUCUGCUCACCUGCUGUAUUUUCUUUACAACAUUGUCACUGGCUGUCUACAUUUACUUGUGUACCUGAUAUUUU
Messenger RNA from Hippopotamus amphibius kiboko, 1276 nucleotides. Its product is annotated as CDP-diacylglycerol--inositol 3-phosphatidyltransferase-like. Gene Ontology annotation, cellular component: Golgi apparatus. The transcript has a single exon. The coding region runs from base 89 to 535 and encodes 148 amino acids. Gene Ontology annotation, molecular function: CDP-diacylglycerol-inositol 3-phosphatidyltransferase activity. NCBI's taxonomy places the organism in Eukaryota, Metazoa, Chordata, Mammalia, Artiodactyla, Hippopotamidae. Gene Ontology annotation, biological process: phosphatidylinositol biosynthetic process. The record is from RefSeq and is a predicted model, not a curated record.